Messenger RNA from Syzygium oleosum, 1747 nucleotides. RefSeq lists its product as uncharacterized. The transcript is spliced from 12 exons. Lineage: Eukaryota; Viridiplantae; Streptophyta; Magnoliopsida; Myrtales; Myrtaceae. Bases 134 to 1648 code for a protein of 504 amino acids. The record is from RefSeq and is a predicted model, not a curated record. Gene Ontology annotation, cellular component: mitochondrial small ribosomal subunit. Gene Ontology annotation, molecular function: methyltransferase activity; structural constituent of ribosome. Gene Ontology annotation, biological process: translation.
CGUCGAGGCCCUAAAACCCUAACGAAGACCAAAACUCCCUCCCCUCCGCCACGCUAAAACCCCCCCCCCGAAAAAAAUCCCACCAGCUCCACCGCCGGGACCGCCUCCGUCCUCCGCCGACCCCCGCCGCGAAAUGGCGGCCCUCGUCCCCGACGCCGUCCGGAAGGUGUUCACCCCCGAGACCCUGCGCGCCGCCGCCAAGCAGUCCGACGGCUGCCUCGCCGUCCCCGUCCGCCUCCGCCGCGCCAUCAAGAAGUACCUCCGAGAGCUGGAGGAGCCGUACCUCAGGAGGAAGGUCCUGAGGCUAUCCGCCUCCUUCAGCGAAAUCAAGGACGUCAACCUGCUGCUGGCGGCCUCGACGUCGAAGGAGCUGGUCGAAGAUCCUCUGAAGUCGGUGGAGAGCUCCAAGAGGUGGAAGAUUAAGAGCGCGUACGGCGAUAUCGGUCUCAAGUACAGGGACGACGAGACCGCCGCUUAUGUCGCUUCGCGGAUGCCGGCCGUUUACUCCGCUUGCUACAGAGUCCUCAAAGAGGUACGCAGAAGGUUACCUGAUUUCUCUCCAGCUAGAGUGUUAGAUUUUGGUGCGGGCACGGGAUCAGCUUUCUGGGCACUCCGGGAAGUCUGGCCACAGUCUGUUGAGAAAGUUAAUUUGGUGGAGCCGUCUCAAUCAAUGCAGCGUGCUGGUCGGAGCCUCAUACAAUGUAUGAAGAACUUGCCACUUAUUCAUAGCUACGAUAGCAUUCAGUCACUUUCAAAGAACCUCAGCAAGUCCGAGAGGAAACAUGACCUUGUGAUUGCUUCAUACGUGCUAGGAGAGAUACCCUCACUCAAAGAUCGAAUUACAACAGUUCGUCAGCUGUGGGAUCUCACAGAGGAUGUUCUGAUUUUAGUUGAACCGGGGACACCUCAUGGAUCUAAGAUCAUAGCUCAGAUGAGAUCUCACAUAUUAUGGAUGGAAAAUAGGAAAUUGCGCAAAGCUGCAAAACUAAAUCAGGACUGUAAGGAUUUGGUGGCUCUCAAAAGCGGGGUCUUUAUAGUUGCUCCUUGUCCUCAUGAUGGGCGAUGUCCAUUAGAGAAUACGGGGAAAUAUUGCCAUUUUGUUCAGCGUUUGGAGAGAACAUCUUCCCAGCGGGCUUACAAGCGCUCAAAGGGUGAGCCUUUACGAGGUUUUGAAGAUGAGAAAUUUUGCUUUGUUGCUUUCAGACGGGGACAACGACCUAGGGGAGCUUGGCCACUGGAUGACAUAAAAUUUGAAACAUUGAAGGAGCUGCAUGCUAAGAGAAAUCCUGAGGAUCUUGAAAUUGAUCUUGAGGACUACAUGAAGAUGCAGUCAGUUGAGACUCCACAUGAAGAGAUAGAUCCAGUUUCAUAUGAUUCCGACGUCGUAGAAUCAGAUGUAAUUGAUGAAGAUAUCGACGAGGAAGGUGAUGAAGAGGAGUCCAUCCGUGCUGAUCUCGGAGGUGGUUGGGGCAGGAUUAUCUUUACUCCUGUUCGUAGAGGCAGGCAGGUUGCAAUGAAUGUGUGCCGGUCAACCAAACGCGAUGGCUCGGAAGGUGCAUUUGAGCGCGUGGUGGUCACAAAGAGUAAGAAUCCCAAUUUGCACCAUCAAGCUAAGAGAUCUCUCUGGGGAGAUUUGUGGCCCUAUUGAGAUUAAAGGUUUUGUCUCCAUUCGUCCUUUUUUUCUUCUUUUUGGAUUGUUGUACUUGUCUGUAAAUAAAAUCAUAGGAGAUUCAUUUUUUGUUACAAA